Molecule: messenger RNA, 697 nt
Organism: Gossypium raimondii (Peruvian cotton)
Lineage: Eukaryota; Viridiplantae; Streptophyta; Magnoliopsida; Malvales; Malvaceae
Product: basic blue protein
Exons: 2
Coding region: 120-500 (126 amino acids)
Cellular component (GO): plasma membrane
Molecular function (GO): electron transfer activity
Source: RefSeq, a predicted model, not a curated record
CUAAAAAAAGAACUCAUUAUAAAGGCAGCUCCUCCCAAUAGUUAGCUCAGUCCUCAUCACUCAAUAUCCUUUGAAACUCAGUGUUUGAGCUUUGAUUUCCCAAGUUUUUUUUUUAAGAAAUGGCUCAGGCAAGAGGCGGUGCAAUGGCGGUGGCAGCGGCGACGGUGGUGCUCUGCUUGUUGCUGAGCCACUUUGAGUUGGCUCAAGCAGCAACGUAUACUGUUGGUGGAACCGGUGGUUGGGCCUUUAACGUGGCUGGUUGGACCAAAGAUAAGCGUUUUAAGGCUGGUGAUACACUUGUAUUCAAAUACAACCCAUCAAUCCACAAUGUGGUAGCUGUAAACAGGGCCGGUUACAGUUCAUGCACAACCCCAAAAGGUGCUAAAGUUUACCAGUCCGGCAAGGAUCAAAUCAAGCUUGUCAAAGGCCAAAAUUAUUUCAUCUGCAACUAUUCUGGACAUUGUCAAGCUGGCAUGAAAAUAGCAGUCACUGCUGCUUAGCCUAUGAUAAGCAAAGCUUAGCUUGCUUUUAUCAGCUUUCUUAAGUAUAAUUAGUGUUGGAUUUGAGUGUAGUGCUAGAGUUUAGUUUUAUAUAUAUGAUCUAUAAUAUGAUGGUUUUUGAGUAAUGUUCUGUGGCAAUGGUUUACAUGUACUCUCUUUUUGUAAUAAAAUAAACUUUUGUGUUGGAUACGUACUUA